Molecule: messenger RNA, 3150 nt
Organism: Pomacea canaliculata
Lineage: Eukaryota; Metazoa; Mollusca; Gastropoda; Architaenioglossa; Ampullariidae
Product: arylsulfatase B-like
Exons: 5
Coding region: 569-2050 (493 amino acids)
Source: RefSeq, a predicted model, not a curated record
GUGCACGUGCGACUUCCGGCAUGUACGGCUCCCAAAGCCCACCUUCCUUGGUGAGGGAAGCACGCUAUAAAUAAACAUCAUUGUUAUUAUAAUUUUAGCAAACUACAGUAUGGCAGUGUGACACACAGUAAUGACUUGCUGUUGUAUUGAUUGGUUUGACUCGGACCUGAUUAGCUUGAUGUGAAUAAUGUGACUCGACUCUGCGCGUGACUCGACUUAAAAAUCCGCCAUGGAUGGUAAUCGUGGCUACAACCCAACAAUAUCAAGGGAUGCAAUCGAGUCUGAUCUGACGCAUCUACACAGUUAUCGAACCUGAGGGCGUCGACCUAGUUUGAUGUUGAUCGAAGGAAUGUACUGCGAAUCUCGGGGCGGACAACAGCUGACAACUUAUUAAACUGACAACUAAUCAGAGCCAUCGUGACGAACACGACGCAUGUGAUAAUGAUUCAGACCCAGGUAGACAAAGGCGUAUAAAUACAGGUGACAGCCGAUUAGCUGUGUGUCUGGAGAAAUACAUUUGUGGUCGCAAACUCAACCUGCCAAAAAUUUGAGAAAGACUGUCGACAAGAUGAAACCCGCCAUUGUUAUUUGCAUGGCUCUUUUAACAUUUUACCAGCCGCUAGUGACGUCGAAAAAUCCUCACAUUCUCUUCAUCGUGGCAGACGAUCUGGGCUGGAACGAUGUGGGUUUUCGAAAUUCUGAAAUCCACUCGCCAACCUUAGACAAAAUGGCGGAAGCUGGAAUUAUCCUCAAUUCUUCGUAUGUGCAGCCCGUAUGCUCACCCUCCCGGGCAUCCUUCAUGUCGAGCUACUUUCCCUUCCGGCUGGGCCUGCAGCACAAGACCAUCAUUGCCAGCCAGAAAGCCUACCUGCCCGCUGACGUCAUCACCCUCCCGCAACGGCUGCGCGAGCUGGGUUACGCCACACACAUCGUGGGCAAGUGGCACCUAGGCUUCUGCAACUGGAACUAUACCCCGACUUUCAGGGGGUUUGAUUCCUUCUACGGCUUCUACAACGCCAGAGAGGACUACUACAAUCACACCGGCAGCCGCGAUGCCUAUGACUUCCGGUCCAACACAUCCGUGGAAGUCGCUGCCAAGGGACACUACUCCGCUGACCUGUUCUCGGCGAAGGUAGUGGAGAUAAUCAAGAGCCACGAUCCCUCGCGGCCUCUCUUCAUUUACCUCCCUUUCCAGUCUGUCCACGACCCGUUGCAGGUUCCUGAGGAGUACGUGCAGCGGUACUGUUCAAAGGUGGUCAAGGAGUCGAGGCGGUUGUACUGCGGGAUGGUGGCUGCCCUGGAUGAGGCGGUGACCAACGUCACUAGCACCAUGCAGGAGGCGGGGCUGUGGGAAGAUACAAUCGUAUUCUUCACAACCGACAACGGCGGGCCGAUCCCUGAAGGGGCAGACAAUUGGCCACUAAGAGGGUCGAAGGGUACUCUGUGGGAAGGAGGAACCCGCGGUACAGCUUUUAUCUACAGCCAAAGCUGGCUAAACAAGACAGGAUACACCUACAACGGAUUAUUUCAUGCCGUGGACUGGUAUCCGACCAUCUUGUCGGCUGCUGCCGGCAGCAAGGCCAAUCACCUGUUAGAGAAAACCGAUAUCGACGGAAUUAGCCAAUGGCAGGCUCUGUUACAAAACGGCCCCAGCCCUCGAGACGAGUUUGUGUAUAACAUUGACGAAAUCGAUCAGAACGGAGCUCUGCGAUUGGGUCGUUAUAAGCUGAUUGAAGGAAGACCAGGCACCAUAGGUCAGGAUGUCGAGGAAACGGACGACCUCAACAUUUAUGACGAGGCGUGGGACAGGGCAGUUGAUUCUUCUGACAUGUCGACGGAAGGUGCCGUUCCGACCUACCAACUGUACGACAUCGAGGCCGACCCGACUGAGACCACCGACAUCGCAGACAAGUACCCGGAUGUGACACGCCAGCUUCAGGCGAGGCUGGCAGACUGGAAGAAGUUGCUGGUUCCCGCUAACUUCCCGCCUCCUGACCCUGCGUCGGAUCCGAAGAACUUUGAUGGGGUGUGGUCACCUGGUUGGUGUUAACAGGAAGAAGUUGAGAUGACUAAAAAAGAAAAUGUCCACUAAACGGGUAGAUUCUUUUCCUGCCUGCUGGUGCUUCAUUUCACAAAACAGAAAUAUUGGUCUUACUUAGACCACCUCUUACAUAUACUCUACAAUAUAGGUGCUUAAGGAGUCCAAAACUCUAGUUUUUCAUGCUGUAAGGCACAUUUGACAUAAACUUUAUGUUGAUGCUGACACUGUGUGAGGGGGAGAGAAGUGUGAGUGAUUGGGGGAGAGUAGGUGAGUGUGUGAGAUGAAUCGGGUGAGUGAAAGUGUGUGUGUGAGCGAGAGAGAGGGAGGGUGUGUACGAGUGUACUAGUGAUUGGGUGAGUAGGUGAGUGGGUGAGAGUAAGGGAUUGGGUGUGAGUGUGAGUGGGCGAGUGAAAGUAAGUGUGAUUGGGUGAGGCAGAAUGAGUGAUUGGGUGAGGUGAACAACAGAGUGAGCGAAUGAGGGAGUUAAAAGCCACAACAAGCCCAAGAGGUGUUUACACGAUUAAGCUUCAGGGAUUUUUGCAUACAAAUAUGUUUCUUAAAAACACGCAGAUGCAUAAGACUAUUAUCAACAACGCUGCAGAAAAACAUAAAAAUCAAAAACAACAACAGCACAAUAUUAAACACUUAUUGCUGUUUGACUCGUCUCCGUAAACAGUCCUCUCAAAACACACUUGAGCACCAAGUCCCACGGUCUCGCCGGUGAUAUAUCUGUGUAUAUAUAUAUUUAAAUGACUUGUCCUGUAUCCUUCUUAGUGCAUGAAGUGCUUCUAUAUCGAGAGCAUGACAACGUGUGCAUGCGUGGGUAUGUGUGCGUGCGAGGGUGUAAAGAGGUGCGCGGUAGUGUUUGUGAAUCUGUCAAGUUGCCUAGUUUGAAUUUAGUUGCACAGGAGGGACAACCCAGCUGCUAGGGGGGGGGGGGUUCUUUGCUCGUUAAGUAAAAUGAUUCAGUCACGUGACCAUCAGCAUGUCUGUCAAAGGUCAACGUCUCCUUGGCGGCUGAUGUGAAAUCCUCCUGCUCCAGUUUUGAACCUUGCUCCACGUGUUCAGACGUUUUGAAGCGUUCAUUAAAACACUUUUUACAAAAACAA